Molecule: messenger RNA, 423 nt
Organism: Schistosoma guineensis
Lineage: Eukaryota; Metazoa; Platyhelminthes; Trematoda; Strigeidida; Schistosomatidae
Source: the annotation of a GenBank genome assembly
AUGAAACAUUAUAAAGUGGACAUAGUAAAUCUAUUGGAUUUUCAGGUGGUAAUUUCAUUCGUCAAUUUCUCAGAAAUGAUAUCACAACUGGUCACAAUGAACGUUGCUCUAGUUCUUUUAUUCACAUUCAAUAUGAUGAAGCUUGAAGCAUACACAUAUUUAGCAUCAAUAAAAUUUGAUGAUUCUGGAGAAAUGUACAUCAGUUUGGGCAAUGUGAAUAUUUCAUUGAGCUCAGAUUAUGAAUUAACAAUAAGUGAUAGAGACUGUACAAAAACACUUUCUUUGAAGCCACCAACCGAAGAAGAGAACAUUUUUAAACAUGGAUACCGUCCAGGAUCUUCCUUAUGCAAAAGCUGGUUCCUUCUGAAACGACCUCACAAAAAGAGAAGAACUGAGUGUUUGUUAUCUGAUUUACUCUUUUAA